Saxophila tyrrhenica is the source of this 1578-nucleotide messenger RNA. RefSeq lists its product as uncharacterized. NCBI's taxonomy places the organism in Eukaryota, Fungi, Ascomycota, Dothideomycetes, Mycosphaerellales, Extremaceae. Gene Ontology annotation, cellular component: nucleus; cytoplasm. The transcript has a single exon. Bases 1 to 1578 code for a protein of 525 amino acids. Gene Ontology annotation, molecular function: poly(A) binding. Gene Ontology annotation, biological process: regulation of mRNA stability. The record is from RefSeq and is a predicted model, not a curated record.
AUGGCCGGCGUCCCCGUCGAGGCCGGCAGCGAGCUGGCGCAGGCGAUCCAGAGCGCCGUGCAGCCCAAGCUCAUCGAGAACGGAUGGGUGGCGGAGGAGACCGACACGACUCUCUCAGAGUACGUGACGAUGAUGAUGGUGAACGGUAAGGACCUCCAAGGCGUCGCGUCAGAGUUGGGAGGAGACUUGCUGGGCGUGGGCGAGGACGAUGCGGCGGUUAUGGCAUUCGCGCAGUGGCUGUUCGAGCAGGUGCAGAUUAUGGCGGGGCCGCAGAUGAAGCAGGAGAUGGGCGGGAUGCCGGAAGUGAAGCAGGAGCAGAUGGAGGCACAGUCUUUCCCCGUAGCGCAAGACGACGCGCAGAUGGACGAUGCUGCUGCUUCGAGUGAGCCUAUCCCGAGCGGGCCAAAAGCGAUGCGCAAUGGCGGUGGUCCGGGUCGAGGACGAGGCGGACGUAUGCUCGGUCAGCUUAAUAGCCACAUGAACCGCGAGCAGAACCAAGCAGAUCCUUUACGGCGGAUAAAGGGGGCAGCAGGAGGUCAGGCGGGCAGGAUCGACUCACACGGAGGGAGAGGUGCGCCUCGAGGACCCAGAGGAGGACGGGGUGCGGCGAACGGUAUACAGCGCAUGAUGAACGGCAGAGGAGGCGCACAAGCCGCGAUGGGACAAAUGAACCCGAUGGUGCAGCAAGGCGCGAUGAACUCGCUAGAUCCAUCACAACAGAUGGCCUUCAUGCAGAUGAUGGAGAUGCAGGCGACGAUGAUGCAGCAAAUGCUCCAACAAAACGGCGGCCAAGCACCCAACUUCGCCCAGCAAAACAGCAACAAAUCCCUCUUCGACCGCGUCGACAACAAGCGCCCCAACGGCAACUUCAAAUCCCGCCAAUACCAAAAACCCACCCCCGGCCAAAACGGCGACACCAAUUCGAUGGAAAUCGACGGCGAAGGCAACCCCAAAGCCCCCUUCGACACCGUCUGCCGCUUCAACGCCGCCUGCACCAACCCCUCGUGCCCCUACGCCCACCAAUCCCCUGCCGCCCCACCAAACCAAACCCUCGACCUCACCGACACCUGCUCCUUCGGCCCGGCGUGCGAGAACCGCAAAUGCGUCGGCCGCCACCCCUCCCCCGCGCAGCGCACCCAACAUCUCAAGCAAGAAGUCGACUGCAAAUUCUUCCCCAACUGCAACAACCCCAACUGUCCCUUCCGACACCCCGACAUGCCUCCGUGCAGGAACGGAGCGGAUUGCAACGUCCCCGGGUGCAGAUUCACGCACAGCAAGAUCGCAUGUCGAUAUAACCCGUGCACGAAGCCGCAUUGUCCUUUCAAGCAUUCGGAAGGGCAGAAGGGGGUGUUUAAGGAUAAAGUGUGGACGCCGGGGGCGGAUGGGGUGCCGAGCCUGGAAGGCGAGGGGGGUGAGGGGCAGGGAGGAGAGGGGACGGCGAUGAGGUUCGCGGGGUUUAGUACGGGUGGAGAGGGGUCCGAGGAGUUGAUUUUGCCUGGACAGCAGAACGGGCAACAGCAGGGGGAGGUGAAGCAGGAGAAUGGAGAGGCCAUUAAGACUGAGGCGGUGUCUACCUAG